GCGUAAAGUCCCAAUGAAAUUUCCUGGAAUGCGCCCACAAUUGACAUUCCCACUUUUUAGCAACGCCAUUGGCCUUGUUCAUCAACUUGCGUGUAUAAUUGUAGAUGGUAGUCAAACAAGUCAUCAUCAACCGCAAAAGACAAAAAAAUAAAAAAUAAAAAACAACCCAAGAAGGAAAAUUGCGAAAUCUCUCGGAAACUUCGUCUCUGUUUUCGUGUUAGAGUGAUUAUGGCAGCCAUUGGAGGAAACCUGCCAAUGCCAGCACCAGCCAAUGCCUAUACGCCGUUGAGUGACCCCAUUGUGGUGAUUGGAGAACAGUUCGUUGCCCCAUAUCCCGUUGAUCUUAAAAUACAACAAAGAGUAUUUACACUUGCUGAAAAUAAUUGUGAUAUUACCGACGUUGAUGGUAACCUUAUUUUUAAGGCUAAAGGUAAGUUGUUCAGCUUUCGUGAUCGUCGCCUUUUGCUUGACGCCGCUGGACAUCCUCUCGUCUCUCUUAAACAGAAGAUAUUGACUGUACACAGGAGAUGGCAAGUUUAUAGAGGAGAAAGCAACAACUCCAAUGAUUUGCUUUUCAGUGUAAAGAAAUCAUCUUUCCUCCAAUUGAAGACGACAUUGAACGUUUUCUUGGCAUCCAACACUAAUGAAUCACAGCCUGAUUUCAUAGUCAAAGGGAGCUGGUAUGAAAGCGGCUGCACUAUAUAUGCUGGAGAAAAUAUAAUUGCACAGAUGCGAAGAAAACACAGCGUGCAAACCAUGGUAUUUGACACAGACAAUUAUGGACUGACUGCAUACCCUAAUGUUGAUUAUGCAUUCGUUGUUGCUCUGGUUGUGGUUCUUGAUGAGAUCAAUGCGGAUCGUAAUGGCGAUCACUGAACAUAAAAGCACCAUUUUGCUCGUCCCUACCCUUUGACUGAAAAUCUUGCGCUGACGGCUCAUGUCUCCACAAAUUCAAAAAUGCUCAAUUUUCUUCUCCUUUUGAUAUUUAUAAAAGAUACAUAUGUUCAAGAAGUUGAUU
This is a messenger RNA of Durio zibethinus, 1018 nucleotides long. RefSeq names its product protein LURP-one-related 15-like. The record is from RefSeq and is a predicted model, not a curated record. NCBI's taxonomy places the organism in Eukaryota, Viridiplantae, Streptophyta, Magnoliopsida, Malvales, Malvaceae.